Messenger RNA from Schistosoma rodhaini, 4185 nucleotides. Lineage: Eukaryota; Metazoa; Platyhelminthes; Trematoda; Strigeidida; Schistosomatidae. The record is from the annotation of a GenBank genome assembly.
UGAUCACUGUGCGCGAGAUACUAAUCGAUCAAAUGACAACAAAGAGUGAAUGCACUGGAAGAAGAAGAACAAGCCCUACGCCGUCUGAACCUGCAGAAUAACGAGUAAAACUAUUUUGUAAUAACUUUCCCCUUUUGCACUAAAAACCGCCACACCGUGUUCUUACUUCAGGCGCACUUGUCGGUCCUGACUGUUGUGUUGCUGUUUCAGGUCGCUCCUGCUCCCAAGUAAACGUCGAAAUACAACGUGCUACACAAAUAUGCGUGUUUUUUCUUAUAUAAGUUCUUAUAAGUUCUUGAAGAUGCCGAGUAAAGUGUUGUCUCGAAGUCUCAUUCCUGUCAGGUUCAGGUCAACUCUUAGUCCAGAAGAGCGGAUGCGUUAUAUACAAUGGUGCUCUUAUGUCGUCAUUGCAGGGUCAGCCACCGUAGCCGCAGUCUCUCUGACAAGAGACUUUAUGAAAGCAGGAGAAUUAUCAGAGGGAAAAUAUGGUCUGCCAUCUAUUGGUGGGGAUUUCAAUUUAAUUGACCAUAAUGGGAACCCAUGUAAAUUAUCUGAUUUCCGCGGGAAAUGGGUUCUGUUGUACUUUGGGUUCUGCCGAUGUCCAGAUAUAUGCCCAGAACAAAUAGAGAGACUUGUGGAAGUGUCUGACAGAAUAAUGCUUAUUGAAAAGCCCAAGUACCCCUUAGUGCCUGUAUUUGUGUCUGUCGACAGCGAACGUGAUACCCCAGAUGUUUUAGCCAAGUACGUUAAAGACUUUUCACCACGUUUGACUGGGCUGACUGGUACUAAAGAGGAAAUUGAUAAAGUUUCUAAGCUCUAUCGUAUUUAUUACAGUCCAGGUCCAAAAGAUGCUGAUGGCGAUUAUAUUGUUGACCACACUAUUAUAAUGUACUUACUGGAUCCGAAAGGACAAUUCUCCGACUAUUAUGGACAAAAUAAAUCAGUACAGGAGAUAGUACGAAAUAUUAAAGAAAAAAUGAAUGCAUACAAAGACUAACAUUUCGAUAGCAUGGAUGUCGAGCAUACCAUUCAUAUGGUGAAACACGUCCAAUUAAAAAUAAUGUUAAACUAACUACAAAAUAAGCAAUUCCAACUGAUAUCCAAACCUAAAAUUAAAACACAAGAUUUAAAUAACGUUGAUAGUAAAUUCAAUUUUUAAUCUGUUUAUUCAAUAUCAAAUAAAGUAUUAUAUAUGAUAUUCUCAACAACGUUAUAAAGACUUCAAUCGUUUAAAAAUCCUCAUAGAGUAUUCGAUGAUAAGGAGUAUUUAAGCAAACAAUGGUUUUCAAAAAUUUUAUCACCGCCCCCAAAUGCCUUGGUACGGCCGAGACUGGGGAGAGUCAGCUUUCCCUCUCGAAAUGCUCUCACAUGGCCACGCGUAUAUAGCCCCUGUCAGGGAAGUCCUACUCACUCUUGGCGGGAGCAUGAAAAGAAUGGACAACAGCUGGAUAGAACUAGAAAUAAAGGCCCAAGGCAAAGUGAGUUGGAGAAUGCUGGUUGACAGUCUAUGAUCCAUUGGGAGUAACAGGCGUAAAUCGUCAAAUCACGAAUAAUCUUUAGAUUACACUAGUCAAGCGUAAUUGCAUAUCCUAUGUUCGGUCCGCAAAAAUGAAAAUAUGUAACCUUCAAAAGUUGGAACACCAGCGAAACAUAAUCUCUAAAUGGUAAAAGAUAGAAAUGUUUCUAUUAUAUGUGGUAUCGAUCUCAGAAAUCAUCACAAAAAUUUUAAAGCCUUUUAGGAUCGGAAUCACUCACAAGCCAACAUAAACGUUUUACUUCAUCAUAUGGAGGCCGAAUAUGUAACAAAGAAAAAAGAAAAAAUGGGAUAUUGUUUAGGAAGCAAAUACAGCCAAUCGCGACGAACGUUACAUUACGAAAAGUAGACACUGCUCUCUCCGAAUAUACCAACACAAACUUGGAGUAAAACAACUUGAAAUUUUAUAAUUUAUAUCAAUGGACGUAGAAAACCAUGUGCGCAAAUUUGGUUCAGAAAACAUCGAAAUUCUGCACCUUGGAAAUUUUAGAAAGUUUCUGGGAAUUUCCGAAAAUAUAGAUUUCAGAUAAAUUUACAAUGAAUAGGCAAUAUUUAGCAACCUUUACAGAAAGUUUAACAAAUCAAGUAUCCAGAAGUCAACAGAAGAAAACCCUCAAUUCGAAUGUAAUUACCACUAAAGCCGACAAAAUCUCUGAAAACAACCAUUUAUAGAUAAAGUCAUCAAAACAGGUCAAUUUAUUGUUUAUAGUUUAAUUAAACACCACUAUUCUACGGGAAUUAAGAGCUAAUGAUAUUGUCUAGAACGAUAUUAAAAGUUCCAUAACUGAACCAUAUGGUUCACAUGGCAUAUUACAACUAAGAACGUUGACUUGUAAAUCAAACUUAUUUAUUUCAAGAAUGAUUGCGUUGGAUAUAGUAUAUCAACUAAAUAAGUGACACUGUUAUUGAUUAGUUAAGUUCAGGAUUAUAACCACUCUUAAAGAUUAAAUUUUGUUGUGAAAUAAAUUUCUCAGUUAAAUCUAACACAAUAUAUCAACUUACUUCUAUAGUUGUAACAAUAAAUGUUUUAUUCAUAUGCUUCAUUCCACCUUGAGGAAAUGAAGUUUCAACUGGUUGUUUAUACACAAAUCCUCGCUUCAAUGACCAGUCAGCUAGCUGUAAAAGAGAAUAAAAGAUACUUUGUGAUGCAGCCCUGAUUUUUAAAUGCUUAAUACCUAGACAAAUACAUAGUUUUAAUUGUAAUAGAACGCAAAAAUCUACAAUAAUAUUUUGCCUGUUGAACAUAAAUAUAAUUUACAAAAAAACAAAUAGAGAAAUAAAUCUGUAUUGAUAAGCUGAUUAUAUUACAUAAAUACUAAAGCUAUUGGGAUAAACAGCUGUAUACCCAAAUUUUUAUUGCCGUCUAGACAUAUUGGCAUACUAUUUUUAUUAUUAUCCAGUUAUAUCAAUUAUAAAAUGAAUGAAAAUAUCACUUUAUCAAAAUAAUAUAGAGGUUCUUACAGUGAUGAUAAUUAUGUUGGUUCUGUCAGUCAAACUUGUUGGCAAUUAUAAAAGCAGAAGAUGAAUGUAUCUGUAACUAUACUUCAUCCUUUCAUCAUCAUCAUUAUCAUCAUACAUAUAUCGAACUUAACAAAAACAGUACAAAAUAAUAAAUAUCUUAUAAACUCAAUAAAUAUAGGAUACAGUCUAAUAUUGUAAAUAAAACUCUAUCUAGUUGUUGAUUAUUGCUGUCAUUAUUUAUCAUCUUUUACAUAUAAAUACUAUCAGUAACAUUUCAAUCAUAGUUUGUUAUAUGAUUCUGACAUUUUCGGUUUUGUUUUGGAAAAAAUAAAAAAUAAACCAACAUGAUAUAGAAGUGAAAGAAAUGGAUCUGAAACAUAGAAGGUAACAGAGGGUUGGUAUUUUUUGAAAUUGCUUAUAGAUGGAGAUUGAUAAAGUGUUGAUAGGAGUAGGGAAAGAUAAGCUAACUAAAAUUUAAUAAGUAAAUGAACAAAACCUAGUCAUUCAAUGAUGAUCGGUGAAUAUUUUUAUAAAUAAUCAAAUGUAAAAAAACUGUUGAAAACAUAUCGCUUUAAUUAAGUGACUUUUAGGCCUCCAAAUAGAAAGAAGAUUGUAGAUACCUAAGAUUGCUAUCAUUUAAAGAAUUGGAAUGUUAAUGUUUCUUAACCAGCAAAAACGUUAAAAUUACAUCGUUUAAAGCUGAUAGUCCACAUGAAAAUAAAUUUUGCUCGCUGGUGACUAGAACUUCAAAAAUUCUGCGAGAAGGCAUAAUAUGUAUAGUUCAAACAGGUUGAAAGUGAGUUAACUAUCAAUAAUGACAGUGUUAUAAAGUGUUACAAAGUCUUUGGUUUUAAACAUUCAAACAAGUGAACGAGAACCCUGUGGUUUAAAAGGUUAAGCUCUCAUCACAGAGGUGCAGAUCCGUGGUUCGACCCUUGACGAGGAAGCCCUUGGUCAUUAUUGAGAUAUUAAUAACAGAACUGAACAACUGUCGAGUGUUUCGCGAUUUAUAACGGAUUUUCAAAUUAAAUCAGUCCAUUUUGUAAAUAAAGUAAUUAAGAGAUGUUCAUUAUAUCGUAUACUGUUAGUUAUCUGGGUACAAUAUUAGCUAAUAUUACUAUUGUUAUAUCGUGUGAACUCGUAAUUUAUAUAUGAACGUGCAGUUGGAGAAGGAGCGAAUUUAUUGAUCG